UCUCUGUCUCUCUCUCCAUGUCUAUGUCUCUCUCUCUGUCUCUGUCUCUCUCUGUCUCUCUCUCCAUCUCUCUGUCUCUCUGUCUCUCUCUGUCUCUCUCCAUGUCUCUGUCUGUCUCUCUCCGCCUGCCCUCCGCGCUGGCGGCACGCGCCAGCUCCGCCCAGCGGUACCUCGUGCGCCUGGGCAAGCACGAGCUGGGGCGCAGCGAGCCGGGGGAGGUGAACUCCGCCGUGUCCACCACGCACGUCCACCCCUCCUGGGACGAUAACCCCAUGAAGGGGUUCGACAUCGCGCUGCUGGAGCUGCGCGUGGCGGUGCCUCUGGGCGCCUCCAUCGGCCUCGUGCCGCUGCCGGGGCCCGGGGGGGCCGCGCUGGGGCCCGGGGCCACGUGCGUGGCCACCGGCUGGGGCAGAGUCCAAGCGGACGGGCCCCUGUCGCCGCAGCUGCGCGAGGCGGAGCUGCCCAUUGUGACGUCAGCGACGUGCGCGCAGGUCACGUGGUGGGGCGCGCUCGCCACGGAACGCGUCAUCUGCGCGGGCGACUCGCGCUCCGUGUGCAACGGAGAUUCGGGGGGGCCCUUGAGCUGCCGCGUGGGGGGGGCCGGCAGCGCGUGGCAGCUUCACGGCGUCACGAGCUUCGUGUCGGCCGCGGGCUGCGCGGCGCCACGCAAGCCGGCCGUGUUCACGCGCGUGUCGGCUCACGUGGAAUGGGUCGCUGACGUCACCGGGCUCGCGUCGUCAGCCACCAAUCGCCCGGCCGCCUCUCCCCCCCUUCUGCUGCUGCUCGCGCUGGCUCCUGUGCUAAGUUGGCCACGUGGUGGGUCCAUGACCGGGCGAACGACCUCCUGAGAGGUUCGCGGUGGGUCGCGUGGGAACCCCAAAGGACCUGGCAGGAGGAUGAAGAGGAUGAAGGGCCCGGAGUGGUUCCACCAUGGUUCGGAGUGACUUCACCAUGGUUCGGAGUGACUUCACCAUGGUUCGGAGUGACUUCACCAUGGUUCGGAGUGGUUCCACCAUGGUUCGGAGUGACUUCACCAUGGUUCGGAGUGACUUCACCAUGGUUCGGAGUGACUUCACCAUGGCUCGGAGUGGUUCCACCAUGGUUCGGAAUGGUUCCACCAUGGUUCGGAGUGACUUCACCAUGGUUCGGAGUGGUUCCACCAUGGUUCGGAGUGACUUCACCAUGGUUCGGAGUGGUUCCACCAUGGUUCGGAGUGGUUCCACCAUGGU
Lethenteron reissneri (Far Eastern brook lamprey) is the source of this 1229-nucleotide messenger RNA. RefSeq names its product elastase-1-like. Lineage: Eukaryota; Metazoa; Chordata; Hyperoartia; Petromyzontiformes; Petromyzontidae. Gene Ontology annotation, biological process: proteolysis. Gene Ontology annotation, molecular function: serine-type endopeptidase activity. The record is from RefSeq and is a predicted model, not a curated record.